CCAUCGGCCACUGAUCCUCCAGCAUAGCCUUUGCACAGACUCGCUCCCUCACGCCGUCUUGCGCCAGGAGACGUCCGUUGGUGGGAUCACCUUGCAGGCAGACGCCUCCACACGCCCCGCCCCAGGCUCAACCCGGUCGGUCAGACUUGCUUCCGCUCACGUCACAGCAAGGCCAAGCAACCAACCCCCUGGCAUCUUGCUGCAAUCAUCUCCGGGCCAUCAUCACCUUUUCUGCAUUCUUUUCACCCCCUUCUACUACUCCUCUUCUUCGAACAUCAUCAUUGCCUCGGCAGCUGCACACUACUGUCCACACGGCGGUAAUCGUCUCUUACCUCCGGCAGCGUACGUCCCGCGCUGGUCUUGACGCAGAACCUGGGGCAGACACCCACACAGGCAACCGCAAUGGCCUCGAGCAUCAGACCCCCAAAUGGCGCCAACAACGAUAAUCACAGCGGCAACGUCAACAACACUGGAGCUGGGCACGACUUUGUUCUCUUUGACGACACAGGGCCCUUCUCCUCGGGCGCACAAUGGUCCGGCAAUCCCUACCCUUCACGGCCUCCUAUCCACGAUAAGCCUUCCUUUACUCAAUAUAGGGCCGGACCUGGCUCGAUUGAAGCAGGUGCUGCAGGCGGCGAGUCACCCUUCUCUAGCCCAGCUUCGAGACUGGAGGAUGACUUUGGAGGCCCUUCCUCGGUCGGUAGCCAUGGUAGCGGGACCUUGAGCAAUACCACCGGCCUGCCCAAUCGCAAGAGGCAGAGACCCAAUGGCAGCGGUCAUGGCGCCUCCUCCUCUACCAGCAGUCUUUCCAGCGCACUCAACCCCACUGGAACACCACGCAGCCGCUCCAACAACCCUUCCCAUCAAUCACCCACGGGUCACCAUAACCAAGCUCUUCCGCCGAGCAGAAGAAGGAGCCACCCGCAUCCCAAUUCGCAUCAGCGUAGCUCCAUUACCGGUCUAUCAGACCUCGCUGGACCUAUAGAGGACUGGAAUUUGGCCGACACUUCGCCUCGGAACCCGCCCAGCGGAAGUUUCGGGCCUCUUCUCGGAUCCCUCUCCUUGGGGGGUGACGGCAAAGAGGAACUUCUGCCGAGUCUCUUUCCGGAGCUUCAGGGCGAUUCCGGGAGCAAUGCAAGUCAGGGCAGCACCACGAGUUUCCGGAAUGCCUUUUCUCCUCCACAAAGUAGGUCAUCUGGAGUGACACCGAGUUCUAGCUCCCGCAGUCUCCUUUCUGAUACAGGACCGGUACAGAUGGACCCAACGCCUGCUCAAGAAGCUCUCGCGAGGCAACAAGUGCGGCAGGAUCUUGCUGGAGUGGACCAGAGAGCGCUGCGAGGACCACUACGAGCCCUAGCUCAGAGCGCAAUGGGUCAACAACAAGGUCAGCAGCAGCCGUCGCUUCAGAGCGGCAGCGGCGGCUCUUCUGAAAUCGGCGAAGGCAUUUCUGAUGCCGAGAUGGAGUCGGCUUUGAGAGCUGCAGUGGACAACUUUGUAGCGGAGAGCGAGUCUGGUCGGUAUGGCCUCAAUGGUAAUGCUCGAGCGCCUGGGGCUGGAGACCGCAGCGCUUCCCUUGGUGCCCUGCAAGAUAGUACCUCUGCGUUUUCUGGGUAUGAUGGAAGCGGUCUGACUCAAGCGCAAUUGAGCCUUCUCUUCCCAGGUGUUCUAUCGAACCUCCCAGCGGCUGGCAACGCCAACGAUCGAAGCUUUGGAGUCACACCGAACCAGCUGCAAGGCUCGCAGCAGCAGUCUGCCUCACAGCAAGGGAGAACGCAAGCACCUCGACCUCCUCCUGGUCCGCGCAGAAGGAGCAGCAGCUUUGACUCUAGCUUCUUGCCCGUCUCAAGACCGUGGUUCAGCCAGAGCCCGCCUCAAGGCCAGGGUAGCCUGCAGGGUUCGAAUGCUCCCGGUGGGAUCGGCAUGGGACAGGGCACGGGCUGGACUGGUCUGCCCACGAAUAGCUUCAAUGCAUCUGAUCUGAGCGGACAAUACGCCAGCAACAUUGCAGCUGCUCUGAUGGCUUCAGGCGCAGCACAGGGCCAGUGGCCCCCAUCGAGACGCCCCAUGACAAGAGAUCGAUCUGGACUCACCGUCUCACCUCAGGAGACUUUCCUCGACUUCAAGGGCAUUGAGAACACGCUACAGAACGGCGGCUGGCAGGGAAGUCUGUUCUCUACUGCACCACAAGGCAUAGAUCAAGUCUUGGCAGGAGGUGCGGGCGGCGGUAGCGGAUCGGGCGUCGUACCGAAGCCCCAGCUAUUGCGAGGAGAUACAGUAAAGCCGUCUCUCCAGCAACAACAACAGCAGCAGCAGCAAUUACAACAGCUGGGCGGUGUGAAUGACAAGGGUGGACCACUCAAAUCAGACUCAUCAGCUAGCAGCGGGAUGAGCGUCUUCAGCCCUGUUGGUAGUGAUGCUACACCAGACACAGACGAUGAAGAUGAGAAGGUCUUCAGCAUCCCGCCCUCAACUGGCUUCCCGGAGCCGCUCAACUAUGAAGCGCUCGCAAAGCAGCUUCAACAACAGCAGCAGUCUUCGCAGCAGAGGAAUUCGAACCUCAAUCGAAGCGCCGGACCUUCCCUCCCGGGUCGUAGUCACCCACAAGGCGGGUAUGGUGGUCUUGGUGCUCCUCGCUUCCUCGCUUCUUCCUCCUCGAGCAGUGAGUCGGAAGAUGACAUGCCAACAGAUGCCGACUCGCGAGGCUUCCCGCGCUUCAAUGGAGCGAACGCUCGGGACUUUGGUCAGGCUCCGCCCGCACUACUGCAGGACCAACCGCCUUCCGGCUUUUCACCAGGUCAGGGCGGCAUUGGAUCUGCUCAACCUCCGGUUCGGGGGAGAGGUCUGCAAGGAGGCUACGGCUACAUGCCCGGCAGCGCAGAGAGUGGACUAGCCAUCGAUCCUUCCUUUGAGGGGGCUAGCAAGAGUCAUCCUCAUCUACCCAACCUCAAUACCUCGUCUUCGACCACCAAUGGCGCUUUCGGUACAGCACCGCUCUCUGCCGCCUCAUUGAAUGCAAUGGACUUCUCGUCUGGAGCUCAGUCGCAGGAUGAAGAAAGGCUGAGCCCUUCUAUCCGAAGUACAGCACAAGUGAUCAGCCCGCCUCACCAACAGCAGCAAACGCAGGCGCAACAACAGCAGCAACAGCGUCGUCAAGCAGGAGAUGCUGGACGGAGGGCCACUGGAGGCCUCACGGGACAGCAGCAGCAGCAAUUCGGUCGUCAGCAGGUCAAGGCAGGAUAUGGCGGCUAUCCUCUGCCCCAUGCGGCUACUAGCUCUCCCAAGAAGCAGCGGCGUGCCUCUUUGGCUGUUUCCGAAGGGUCACAAAGUAGUGCUUCCUGGCAGUCGGAAGAAGACGAUGAAGACGCCGAAGGAGAAGAGGACGAAGACGACGAUGAUGCCGCUACGGCCGAUAGCGAUGUCUCCAAUUUUUCCGACGAGGGCGGGGCAGGUGCCAGCAAGAAGAAGAAGAAACAGCCUAUCAAGAAGUCCGGAGGUCGAGCAGCUGGUCAGCAGCAGCAGCAGCAGAAGGGUGGUCGUACAACGGCUGCUGCCAACAAAGCACGCAGGAGCGGUACUGGCGGCGGCGGUGGGGGAUCGGGACCUAUGUACGGUCACUCUCUCUCGAGUCCCGAGUCUCAAAAUCAAGCACUCGGACACAGUGCUGGCUCUACUACCGCUGCCCUUGCUGCUGCUGCCGCCUCGGGUGGCGUCUCUCAACACGGCCACUUGACCGUCUGCGAGUACCUCUCUCCCCUCACUGGCGCCCGGUGCGGCACUGAAUUCCAUCGACCCUACGAUCUAGCUCGUCACAGGGAGACGAUUCACGCAAAGGAAGAAGCAGCCCUUGUACGCCAGGGUAAAUUGAGUAAGAGUCAAUGUAGAGUCCUCUAUGUUGAAGUGGAUCCUGAAAAGAGUCAGGCGACACAGGAAUGGAAGUGUGAUGGAAGAUCGGGGUGUGGGAGUGUCUUUUCUAGAAAGGAUGCAUUGCAGAGACAUAGGAGAUUGAGAGGUCAUUGAGGGAGGGAGGGGGUUAAUUGGCCGGGUCAAGGCGGG
Molecule: messenger RNA, 4053 nt
Organism: Microstroma glucosiphilum
Lineage: Eukaryota; Fungi; Basidiomycota; Exobasidiomycetes; Microstromatales; Microstromataceae
Exons: 1
Coding region: 403-4017 (1204 amino acids)
Source: RefSeq, a predicted model, not a curated record